Lotus japonicus is the source of this 2194-nucleotide messenger RNA. Its product is annotated as protein SHORT-ROOT. Lineage: Eukaryota; Viridiplantae; Streptophyta; Magnoliopsida; Fabales; Fabaceae. Gene Ontology annotation, biological process: negative regulation of mitotic cell cycle; radial pattern formation; leaf development. Gene Ontology annotation, cellular component: nucleus. Bases 370 to 1812 code for a protein of 480 amino acids. The transcript has a single exon. Gene Ontology annotation, molecular function: sequence-specific DNA binding; DNA-binding transcription factor activity. The record is from RefSeq and is a predicted model, not a curated record.
AUUUUCAAUAAACAAAGGAAAAAAGAAAACACCCCCCAAUAAAAUAAAGAAGAAGAAGAAGAAUAAACCUAGAAAAAGAAACCCAACCCCACUUCCCUUCCUUCCACAAAAAGAAGAGGAAAGCACAAAUUAAUCCUACUCCAUUAAAUUUUCUUUCCCUUCUUCUCCCCCACACUACAUUCACCCUUUUCUAUCUCUCUUCCCCUGCCCUGAUCAAAACUAACCAAUUUUCUUGGAAGUUAACUAGAAUCCAAAUUGCUCUAUCCACCAAAGUAACAAACACCCUCCCAAUUCUCCAAUAUUCAAUCAAUCAUCAAUAUAUCAGAGUCAAAGUUUAUUGAUGUGGGACUGGUGUGUACCUGUUAAUUAAUGGAUACCUUGUUUAGGCUCGUCAGUUUCCAACAACAACAACCUGAUCAAUCCUUCAACUCCACCACCAGCAGAACAACAACAUCAAGCAGCUCCAGAUCCUCCAGACAGAACAACUAUCACCACUACCCACAAGAAGACGAAGAAUGCUUCAACUUUUUCAUGGAUGAAGAAGACCUUUCCUCUUCUUCCUCUAGACAACAACAACAACAACAACACUAUUAUCCUAACUAUCAGCCCCACUUUUCCACUAACACCACCCCCACACCACCCCCCACCACCACUGACUUCAACUUCGAAUUCUCCGGCAAGUGGGCCCACGACAUCCUUCUCGAAACCGCGCGUGCCGUUGCUGACAAAAACACCACCCGCGUCCAGCAACUUCUCUGGACGCUCAACGAGCUCAGCUCCCCUUACGGCGACACUGAACAAAAACUCGCCGCGUAUUUCCUCCAAGCCUUCUUCAGCCGCAUCACCGACGCCGGAGACCGCACCUACCGGACACUCACCACCGCGUCGGAAAAAAUCUGCUCCUUCGAAUCAACACGCAAAACCGUCCUGAAAUUCCAAGAGGUCAGCCCCUGGACAACCUUCGGCCACGUCGCUUGCAAUGGCGCCAUCUUAGAAGCCUUCGAAGGGGAAUCGAACCUCCACAUCGUCGACAUCAGCAACACCUAUUGCACUCAAUGGCCUACUCUCUUCGAAGCACUCGCCACCCGCGCCGACGACACGCCGCACCUCCGUCUCACCUCCGUCGUCGCCACCGGCGGCUCCGUCCAGCGUGUGAUGAAGGAAAUCGGCGCCAGGAUGGAGAAAUUUGCUCGACUCAUGGGCGUUCCGUUCAAAUUCAACGUCGUCCACCACGCCGGCGAUCUCUCCGAACUCAACCUCUCCGAUCUAGACAUCAAAGACGACGAAGCCUUAGCAAUCAACUGCGUCAAUUCCCUGCAUUCGGUAACCGCAAUCGGUAACCGUCGCGACGCGUUGAUAUCUUCCCUGAGGCGGUUACGGCCGAGGAUAGUGACGGUGGUGGAGGAGGAAGCGGAUUUGGAUAUCGGAUUCGACGGAUUUGAAUUCGUGAAGGGAUUUGAAGAAUGCUUGAGGUGGUUUAGGGUUUAUUUCGAGGCAUUGGAUGAGAGUUUUCCGAGGACGAGUAACGAGCGGUUGAUGCUGGAACGGGCGGCGGGGAGGGCGAUCGUUGAUGUGGUGGCGUGUUCGGCGGCGGAAUCGAGGGAGAGGAGGGAGACGGCGGCGAAGUGGACGCGGCGUAUGCAUGGAGCGGGGAUGAAUACGGCGGCGUUUAGUGAGGAGGUUUGUGAUGAUGUGAGGGCGUUGUUGAGAAGGUAUAAGGAAGGGUGGUCGAUGACACAGUGCUCCGAUGGAGGGAUAUUGUUGACGUGGAAGGAGCAGGCGGUGGUGUGGGCCAGUGCAUGGAGGCCUUGACGACGUGAAGGAGGGAGGAAGGGGAAGAAAGCAUGACUCCAACUCUCUCCAAGUUAGUUAUUCGCACGUGUUCGAGGUUCUUUUGGCACGUGUGUGAGUGGGUUUUUGGGUGGUGAUGGAUUUUGAUUUUUUUUCUUUCUUUUUUUGAGUUUGGUAAGUAAGACAAUAUGGGAUUAAUUGAAGGUUAUCAGGGUGGACUUUGCAUGUAUUGAUUAAUGAAAAAAAGGAAUCAAGAACUAUAAACUGAUUUUUAUUACAAACUUUUUUUUUGAAUAUUUCAUGCUAUUUUUUAGUUGUGGAGUAUAGUACAAGUUGUGACUUUACAUAUAUGUAUCAAUUGUAAUGAAUUAAUGAUAUUUUAAGGUGUGUUAAGAGUAGUUUA